Molecule: messenger RNA, 2041 nt
Organism: Cuscuta europaea
Lineage: Eukaryota; Viridiplantae; Streptophyta; Magnoliopsida; Solanales; Convolvulaceae
Source: the annotation of a GenBank genome assembly
UAAAAAGGAACACAAAUAAUACGAAAUAAGUAAAAUUUGUCAAUGUUUUAUUCUUUCACACCAAAAGAUGGAAUUGUUCACUCCAAGACUCCAUCCUAACUGGAGAAGUAGAAACAUGACAAAGAAUUUGCGAGUGAAGUAGUUGAAUGUGCCAAUAUUUUAUUCCGAGUACUCCUAAGUACUCGGAAUAAAAAAAGGAUUACGCUCCAUCCCGAGUACUUUCAAUCCUGAUCGGAUGGUACUUUAGGAGGAUGUAAAUUGAACUAUAAUCACAAUCUGACAAUAGAGAGUGAGACUUUGUCCCCGAUACUUACAAAAACCCUAUAUUUUUUGCAUUUAGCAUAAUCACCUCUCAUCGUAGUUGUCAGGAUUCGAAGUCGGGACCUAACCGCACUUCCUCUUUACUAAUUGAGCUAUGCCCACCUGUACCAAUAUUAUUUUAUUCUUGUUUCCAUGGAAGGUCCAGCUUCCAACACCCUGCUGACUAUUAAAAAGGAUCAGAACCUUGAGAAGAUAGAGAUCCCAAACUCUCACCGCUAUACAGGACACUGUUUAGAUCUCUCUGCCUACUCUGUUUCUCCAUUUUCUUGUAUUCUUUUCUUCUCCGCCGCUUCGGAGGCAGCUGCCGACUCACCCUCCGUCGCCAUUCUGCCGUUAACCCCCGCUCUAAGUCCGACCGUCGGUGUAGCUCUGUUCUGUCUGGUGGGGCUAUUCUCUGUUAUGGCGUUUUUCUUGUGCUUGGGAAUCAAGGCGAGGCGGAAGCGGGCCUUGGAAGGGCGGCGCGUGGAUGUUGUUGUUGACGACGCGCGGGGAGGAGAGAAGGGGGUGAGGGUAUUUUCCGGCCAAGAAGUGGAGAGAUUCUCGGCGAACUUUUCAAGGUCCCGCGUGAUCGCUUAUGGAGGUUUCAGCACAGUUUAUCUUGGGAAAUUUCCCGAUUUGACCCUGGCAGCUAUCAAGACCAUAGAUAGCAGCAGUGAUAGGUUACAGAGAAUCUUCAAGCAGGAGCUGGAGAUCUUGCUGAAGAUCAAACACGACAACAUCGUCAAGAUCCUCGGAUACUCCGAGGAAGGAACUCUGGUUCUAGAAUAUGUCCCCAAUGGCACCCUCCAGGAGAAUCUCCACGGGGCAAAAGGGUCUUUUUUGCGUUGGAAGGACCGGACGGCGAUCGCCUUCCAGCUCGCUGGAGCUCUGAACUAUCUCCACCAACAAUGUGAUAUGCAGAUCGUCCACGGCGACGUCAAAUCAUCAAACAUACUCUUGGAUUCUGAUAUGAAUUGCAAGCUCUGCGAUUUCGGGUCUGCGAAAAUGGGAUUUUCCUCCACCGUUUUCCCGCCUGCUUCGCCUUCCCAGCACCGGAUGAUCGGUUCUCCGGGAUAUGCCGAUCCUCACUACUUGAGGACCGGAAUAUCCUCGAAGAAAAACGACAUUUACAGCUUCGGGGUUCUCUUGUUGGAGCUAAUCACGGGUCUUGAUGUGGUUUCAUCCCACAAUGACAAUGUGAGUUUGAUAAAGAAAGUUGGGCCAAUGUUGAAAGAUGUUUCGAAGGUUGCUGAAAUGGUAGAUAGGAGACUAUCAGGGGAAUAUGAGCUUGAAGAAGCUAUGGCUAUGGCUUCCCUUGCUGCUUUAUGCCUCAUUGAUCCUCCCAGCUUGAGGCCUUCAGCAUCAGACAUAAUAGAAACUAUGAAGAAUUGCAUUGCAUCACUUGCCUAGGAAGAGCUGAAAGGAACAACUGGAUUCUCAUAGAUUUUAGGACAAAGUUUUCAAGAUUGAUCUAGUUCAACAAAUCAACCACUUCAAUACUGGACAUAUAAAUCAUUCACCAAAGUCUUUUGUGAAAUUUGAAGAUAGAAUCCAAACUUUAAACCCAUAGAUAAAGUAUUGUGGGGCUUUAGAAAUUAGAAGUGAUACUUGUCAAGAAAAUUUAUUGUAAUAUUUUAUCAUACACCAAUCUCUUGUCAUCUUGUGUAUAAACUUUUGUGUGAAAGCUGUUAACUUUUCUUGGAAGGAACUUGUUGUUAAUGUGAUUAUGAUUGCUGAUCAA